Molecule: messenger RNA, 1948 nt
Organism: Suillus discolor
Lineage: Eukaryota; Fungi; Basidiomycota; Agaricomycetes; Boletales; Suillaceae
Exons: 4
Coding region: 1-1653 (550 amino acids)
Source: RefSeq, a predicted model, not a curated record
AUGCUCGCCACCAUGUGGGAGGUCGUCGCACUAUGUUUCGCAGUCUGGAUCGCAGUACAACACUUCCGUGAACUGCGACAACAUUCGGCAGGAGGGAUUAUAAGGGACUGUUUCACGGUGUUGAUAACAAGUCACAUGGUUCACUUUACGAGCUUUGUUGCUGUUUCUUGCUUGACACUUAUUCUGAAUUUUACUCCAAUAUCACCAACGGCCAAUUCCCUGAGCCCUCAGAUUAUUUUGGGAAUUUUGGAGAACAUGCAGAUUGCUGUGCUGGGACCACGCCUGAUCCUUAGCGUUCGAGAAUACCACGCUAAGCUCGUUGCCGAUGCCGACGCAGCGACUAAUAUGACCUCAAUCACCUUCCAGGAGCGUUCUCGUCACCGGCCACUUGUCAUUGGUCAUGUCCUGAAGAGGCUUUUCGAGCAGUUCCCCCCUACCAUACUCUUCCCGAACCUUUGCGAAUUGCAUUUAGAGGCCGUGUUCGGUCUUCUGGAGCGUAGUUCAAAAUUCUGGCUACUUCGGCAGUUCAUUUCGCCUGGAUUGCAAGCGCUCCGGUUUGAUGUAACUGGCAUCCCGACACAUGAGGUAGAGCAAUUGUUUACUACUCUGCCCGCAGAAGCACAUGGCCUGCGCCAAUUAUCAGUAUCGGCGGGAAAUGGUACCACGGCUUUGACAGUCCCCCCGAGUCUUGGAAAGCUGCCAAAGUUGAUUAGACUGGCCAUUUUCGGAAUCGAUGUAUCUUUGACGAGGCAGACAAUAGCCAAUAUCCAGCAAGCACGAUGUCUUCAAAGCCUCAAGCUUAAAUUGUGCGGAACCUCCUGCGAUGCGGGCGGUAUACCCCUUGAAUUGCCUAGUCUCAAAACCCUCUAUCUCUCCGAUGGUUCCUUGCCACAGUGCACGCACUUCCUUCGUCAAGUCACCACCCGACAACUAUCACACAUCAAUAUCAGCUAUCGCGGAUCUGCCAGCCCGGCCGAAGUCACCGCGUUCGUGGAAUCCUUGUCGACGUCAUGCCAAACUUUUGAAGAUUUGGAACGGAUCUAUGUGGUCGACAAAUCAGAACAUCCUGAUUAUCUGCUCGUCAUCCCACUCCACUCCGAAAGCUUCCGGCCAUUGUUCAAGUUCAAGAGGCUGUCGUCUGUUAAAUUCAUUGGCAUUGGAAAUUUCGAACUUGACGAUAGGUUCCUCAAUGAUAUCCCAGUUGCCUGGCCGAGUAUUCAGGAAUUGAAGUUCAUCUCCUGGAAGAGACGUGCCUUUUAUAGCGUCACCUUCACCACCAUGAUGUCACUGGCGUCAAGGUGCAGAUCGCUGCGUACCUUACAUCUGACGGUCGAUGCUACGCAACCGACGACGAUUCCUCGAGCACCGGAUGGGACCGAGGAGCUUUGGCCUACGCAAACCACCCUACGCAACCUGCAUCUUGGAUACUCCCGGGUGUCGGAAGUUGCACGCGUACCAUAUUUCCUGGCCGAGGUAUUUCCAACUCUAUGGGAUUUCAAAUUCUACGAGCUUUACUUGAGGAAUUGCGCUGCCGAUAUUGAUUUGCGAUUAGCACUGGAGGAAGCACAUUCGCAACUCAUGGCGCUUCGAAACUCCCCUUACGACAAUUCGGAUAAGCUAUGGGAGAACAAUUCAGACGACAGUGGGACGUGAGAAGUGUAGGAGUGGAUAUUUCAUCGUAACGCAAUCGAGGUUGUAUUUAGACUAGAGUAGUAUGGCUGUAUACGUCUACUCUAUCAUGCUUGUAUUCCUGGUGUUGGUAUAUGUCUGAAAGCAGCAACACUGACCUAGAAAGAAGUAACUCACGCGGUUUAUUGCCACCGCACCGUUUCACCGGGCUUACGCUGAGAGCUACGGCUGCGAUAUACCCUGUAAUCAAGAUUUCGUUCAUGCUAGACGCACGAGAAGUUCUGUCUAGGAAGGGUAGGAAUGAUGUUUUUAAGUUACU